CUGCAGUUUUCAGAACAGUGGUAGUUGGGCCUUUGAGAUAAUCGCUAAGCUUUUGGUUACAAUUUAACAACUUUUGAAAAUUAGAUGUUUAAAAUUUAGCAAAUCAGUGGCAAUAUAAGACAAAGGUCUUUUUAAAUAUUUCGAAAGUGAGUUUAUGUUUAUUUGAGGUUUGUCAGCUAUCUUGACCCUUGGAAGUAUUUAUGUUAUAUUGGCAUGCACCAUAUUCGUUUAAAAUGAAUCGCAGCCCGUUCAUUUUAGAUGGUGGUCUAGCAACAGAACUGGAAGCAAGUGGAUUUCAAAUACAGGGAGAUCCACUGUGGAGUGCAAGACUCCUUCAUACAAACCCAAAGGCCAUUAAGGAUGCACAUUCCAGAUUUCUUCAAAGUGGUUCUGAUGUUAUAACAACAGCCACAUAUCAGGCCAGCAUUGAGGGAUUUGUGAAACAUCUUGGUCUCCGGCCUGAGGAGGCACAGCAGCUGAUCAUGUCAGGGGUUCAACUGGCAAAAGAGACAGUGCAGGAGUUCAAGUCUCACACAUCCGUAUCAGAAGACAGAAGAGAGCCUUUGGUUGCAGGUUCAGUGGGUCCAUAUGGGGCAUUCCUACAUGAUGGGUCUGAGUAUACAGGGGCCUAUGAGGACAGGAUGACAAUGGAGGAGUUGAAAGACUGGCAUCGUCCACAGAUCCAGUGCUUAGUAAAGGCUGGAGCUGAUCUUGUUGCCAUGGAGACCAUUCCAGGUCUCAAAGAGGCUGAGGCUUUGGUGGAAGUACUCAAAGAAUUUCCUGAAACUAAAGCCUUGCUUUCCUUUUCCUGUAAGGAUAGUCAUAAUAUUUCAAGUGGGAGAAGAUUUUCUGAAGCAGUUCAGGUGGCUUGUAAGUCCACACAGCUGGUUGCUGUAGGGGUGAACUGUUGUCCUCCUCAUCUGGUCACACCUCUUCUAGAAUCAGCUAAAUCACACAAGAAAGCAGAUUUGAGCUGGGUAGUCUACCCUAAUAGUGGAGAGGGCUGGGAUCUCCAGACAGGAUGGAAAAUGGAGAAAAGGACAUCAUUUGCCAAAUUAAGCAUUGACUGGAAAGAACAAGGGGCUUUGUGGAUUGGUGGCUGCUGCCGUGUUAGUCCUGCUGAUAUAACUGAGCUGAAACAACUAUUAUAUGUGAAACCAUGAUUCAUGAAACGGCAUGACUUUAUUCACAUCUAGUUGUUUCUGAAAUAAUGCACUGAUGUGUAAGAAGGUGUAUAAAU
Xyrauchen texanus (razorback sucker) is the source of this 1240-nucleotide messenger RNA. RefSeq lists its product as uncharacterized. NCBI's taxonomy places the organism in Eukaryota, Metazoa, Chordata, Actinopteri, Cypriniformes, Catostomidae. Bases 201 to 1163 code for a protein of 320 amino acids. Gene Ontology annotation, biological process: S-methylmethionine cycle. The transcript has 8 exons. Gene Ontology annotation, molecular function: S-adenosylmethionine-homocysteine S-methyltransferase activity. The record is from RefSeq and is a predicted model, not a curated record.